This is a messenger RNA of Microplitis mediator, 3079 nucleotides long. Its product is annotated as SET and MYND domain-containing protein DDB_G0284059-like. The record is from RefSeq and is a predicted model, not a curated record. Lineage: Eukaryota; Metazoa; Arthropoda; Insecta; Hymenoptera; Braconidae. The transcript has 5 exons. Bases 610 to 2463 code for a protein of 617 amino acids. Gene Ontology annotation, molecular function: protein binding.
UAUGAAUUUUAAUUUUCCCGGGUAAAUGGCGGACGCCCCAGUGCGCCGGGCAGGGGGUCCGAAAACACCAUAAGAUAUAUGAGAUAAAAUUUAAUUUUAACCACUAUUAUAAUUCAAUCAUAAUAUUGUGUCCAGGGUAGAACAAUUAUAAUCAAUGACAUCAGAUGUGAACAAUACGUGAAAUUUACUACUUUUGAUUUUAUUAUUUGUGUUCGUGCUCUUUCGCGCUAAUGUUCAACUUCUAAUCUUGACUUUAAACGCGUAUUGUAAGUAAUACCUUAAGGAUUUAAAAAUUAAAAACAGGGGAACACCAUACCGAUUGUGUUCGGUAUCCCAUACGUACGUAUAUAAUACUCCCCACUCCAGAUAUUUUUGUUUUUUUUUUUCAUGCGAAACGCGACGCAAUGACAGUGCUUAGCUUAUUGUUGUAAAGUUCUCGCCUUGGUUAUAAAAGAACAUUUGACAUUCGACUCUCGAUAACAGACCAAAGCGUUUAAACAUAAGCCAGCAACAUACGCAAGAAAUGAAUAAUUCUAUAACAUUAUUGAAAUCAGAUUGAAGAUUUAAUUUUUAUCAAAGCUAUAUUUAGUAUUCAGCUUUCAAAAAGCUAUGGACGGAGAAAAACUAGCUCGGAAAAUUGAAUCAUUUAUUUUCAGAGAAUCUACAGAUGACAGUUACUAUGAGAAUUUAAUUGAAGACGCUAUUCAAGAAACAAUAAAAGAAGGAGAGAUUUCUAUUAAACAUGAAUCAAAAAAUAAGGAAAUCGCAUCGCAAAAAAUAGAUUUAGGAAAUAAGGUGGUAUCAAUCGCACCUUUGAAUGAAUUGAUAGAAAUUUAUAGCGGAGCAAUAGCCUAUGCACUGCCAGAUUCAGAAUUACUAGCACGUGGAUUCGCGAAUCGCUCAGCAGUACUAGCAAAUUUUGGAAUGUAUGAAGAUUCUUUGAAAGAUAUAGAAAGAGCGUUAGAAAUCGGGUAUCCAGACAGUUUAAAAGCUAAGUUAUAUGCUCGCAAAGCAAAAAAUUUGCUAGCUCUUAAUCCAAAAAUGUGUCCUGAAGUUAAUGACUCCAUUACCCAAGCAAAGAUUUGGGUAGAAAAAAUGGAUGAGGAUAAUAAAAAAAAAGUGGAAAACAGCUUAGAUCAACUGAAGAUGAAAUCUUUUAAAGAACCUGUUAAAAAAUGGGAUGAUAGUUUAUUUUUGCCAAAAAUGACCAAUGAUAAUCCUAAAAUAUUGAGAGCUUCAAGCGCUAUUGACAUCCGGCAGUCUGAGAAAGUUGGUCGACAUAUUGUAGCUACAAAAAAUAUUAAAGCAGGUAAAGCUAUUAUGACACACAAGGCUUACUCAGCGGUACUAAUGAAUAAAUAUUGGCACACAUACUGCUGGAAUUGUUUAAAAUUUACUUGGAGUUGCGUUCCUUGCAGUCAAUGCGCCAAUGUCGUUUACUGUAACGAAAAAUGCCGCGAUGACGCCUGGCAGGAGCAUCACGAUAUCGAAUGUCCUGUUAUCAAUGCACUUGUAGCUAUUGAUAAAGAGAUGAUCGAAAUGAGUCUUAUGAGUCUGCGAAUACUUGUAAAAGCUAUUAAAGAAUUCAGAACAGUAGAAGCAUUAUCCAAUAAAGUCCAAGAAAUUGAUCAAAUUGACGAUUCAAUUACAAAAUGUUUCACUCAGGGAGUGUUUGAUGAUACCAAAUAUGCAAGUGUAUACGCAUUAUUACGAAUAAAGUUUGAAGUAUGGAAAUCAAUAUUUUAUACUCGUAAAGCUAUCAAGAUACUUUUUAUUUUGGCUGCAACAACUGAUAUAUUCAAUAAAAAAAUUGUCGAAAUCAGCGAGUUAAGAAAUAUUAAUUUUGGAAAUUUUAUCGGAAAAUUACUGUUUCAACAUAUGGAAAUUGCUACAACUAAUUCCAUUGCGAUAAUGCCGAAUGACAACAAAGGAAACACGGUAAAAGUCGGCAGCGUUUUAUUGCCACUUUUAAGUUUAUGCAGCCACAGCUGUGAUUGCAAUGUUUAUCAGUAUGCUUCCGGAAACAUUAAUGCAGUUAUUGCACUGCAACCGAUAAAAAAAGGUGAACAGAUUUGUAUCAGCUACGGAUCGUAUUAUCGAGAUGCACCAACUUCUCAAAGACGACAGAUUUUGAUGGAAAAAAAUCAUUUUUGGUGUGAAUGCAUUCCUUGUAGUAAUAAUUGGAACCCACAGUAUCGUCCACCGUCUUGUCUGGCGCAGCCAGUGGCGAUAAAAAAUAUGAAUAAAUUACUUCAAAAUAUGAAGAAAUACAACGAAUAUCCACCGAUAGUUCAAUCAUAUCAAAUAUCAACUCGUGACAAAUCUCCACGUGAUAUUUUAAAAACAAUAUCGGGGUUAUUCGAAUUGCUCAAUACUUAUGACAAAUAUGUUAAUUACUGUGCCGAAGUAGAACAUGCAAAAAAUUUAUUACUUAAUAUUUACAUGUGGAUUGCUGGAUACUGAUCAUUUUUUUAACAUUUCCUUUAUAUUUAAAAAAAAAAAAAUUUUAUAAUUUUAAACUAUGGUAUGGUAGAAAUUACUACUUUCUUAUGAACAGUAAAAAAUAAUAAAAGAACCAAAUAAAAAAUCAUAUAGUUUUGAAAAAAAAAACUAAAUUAUUACUUUUAUAUAAUUAUAACAUUAUUUUUAUACUGUCAUGAUGAUUGUUUAAGUUGAUACAUCUACAAAAUGUAAUUGAUGCCUUAGCAGACCUGAUUUACCGUAAAUUUGCCGUGAAAUUCGAGUUGAUUUACCGUAAAUUACGGUAAACCCACCGUAAAUUACGGUAAAUCGGUACUUUACGGUGGAUUACCGUAAAUUACGGCGAGUACAUCGUAAAUUUACCGUCGAAUACGAUAAAUCUACCGUAAAAAAUUCGGGUGGAUUACCGAAUUACCGUAAUUUACGGUGGAUUACCGUAUUUCCGUAUUUUACGGUAUAUCCACCGUAAUUUACGAUAAAACCACCGUAAUUUACGAUAAAACCACCGUAAUUUACGGUAAAUCGGUAUUUUACGGUGGAUUACCGUAAUUUACGGUGGGUUUACCGUAAUUUGGGUCCGUUAGGUUGGUCACUUAAA